AUGGGUACUCCUAAAAUGGUGAAGUACCACCCUACGCAUAUGACAUGGCCCUGCUUUGUCCACGUCCCUGUUUUUUACAAUCUAACUCAAAUGGAGAUAUUCUCCGACUUAAAGCUUCUAAGUUGGCCUAAGAAGUGGAUGUGGAUUCUAGAAAUGCUUCAAAAUACUCCCAAGCUUCAACAUCUUAUCAUUCAUGAGGAGAUAGAAAAUGGGAAUGAUCAUGAGAAGGAGUACAGUUGGUGGGAGGACCCAAAGAUUGCUCCCGAAUGCCUUUCAUCUCAGCUCAAAACUUGCUUGUUUAGGAAUUAUAGAGGCAAUAAGUGCGAGCUUCGAUUUGCUGAAUAUGUUAUGCGCAGUUCAAAAGUAUUAAUUAACAUGACAAUUCACUAUGCCUGUGUUUACACUGAUUUUUGGUAA
Trifolium pratense (red clover) is the source of this 417-nucleotide messenger RNA. Its product is annotated as F-box/FBD/LRR-repeat protein At3g52680-like. The transcript is spliced from 3 exons. NCBI's taxonomy places the organism in Eukaryota, Viridiplantae, Streptophyta, Magnoliopsida, Fabales, Fabaceae. The record is from RefSeq and is a predicted model, not a curated record. The coding region runs from base 1 to 417 and encodes 138 amino acids.